AUGCUUACACGCGUGUAUGAGCCCCUGAAUGGGGCCCAGAAUGGCAUCCGCGUGGUGCGGGUUGCUCCUUACAACAGCUUCGGCCGCAAUCCCGUAGUUUGCCAACUUGAGGAAACAACAUGGGAUGCUUGCGAGUACGAAGCCCUGAGCUACUGCUGGGGCAAGCAAAAUGACCAUGCAAUUAUCCAGCUGGGCGGGGAACCGUUCAAGGUCACCAAGGAUUUGGCAGCGGCGCUCGAGCAGCUCUGUCUUCCAGACCGCAUCCGCACCAUUUGGAUUGACGCAAUAUGCAUCAACCAAUUUGACCCAGAAGAGAAGAGCGUACAGGUGAGGAUGAUGGGCAACAUCUAUCGCGCUGCGCAACAGGUCCUUGUUUGGGUCGGCUCUGCACGUGAUGAUACCAAGCUUGCUUUCAAGCAGCUAGAUCGUCUAGCCAACGUCAUUUCUACUCCAUCCAAUGCGGUUGAGGAAAUUUGGGAAGAGCAGGACAUGGGUUCAUGGAUCGAAUGUCUCAACGACCUGAUUCAACGACCUUACUGGAGUCGUGCGUGGACGGUCCAAGAGGUUGUCCUGGCGCGAGAUGUUGUGAUUCAUUGCGGCCCUCAUACGACGUCUUUCUUUAACCUGGCUUCCAUUCUUGUUCAUCCAGCCACUCCCAAAUAUCUGAACGUCACGUACGGACUAUUCAGUUACCUGAAGCAGACCUUCGCUUUGCGGUCACAAAUGUCGCAAGAUCCCGAUAUCGGCCUUUUUGCCUUGGCUUACUCUUUUCGUCACCGCCUCGUUAGCGAGCAACGCGACAAGGUAUACGCAUUCAUCGGGCUUCUAAAUUCGCCGUCGUCUAUGCCGGGAGGCUCGUUCACUAUUGACUAUCGUCAAGACAAACAGGCUCUAUGGAGGUCGCUGUCCAAGGAGACCAUGGCACGCCACCGGACACUUCUGCCACUCGCGAUUGCGGAGCGGGCCAAGACAUUAGAUGCCAGCUGGUGUUUUGACUGGUCUGCACACCCGCAUGACCCAAACCAUUUCCAGGAACAAGGACAACUUUUUUGGGCAGGAGGCUUAGAUGACCCGCGCUACUACCCACUACAGGCCAACACGUUUUCGGCUGCUGGCGGUCUCGAAGCACGCAUCCGCAUCGACCUGGAGGCUUCAAGUGUGAUUGCUGUUGAGGGGUUCACCCACGGGAGGAUUGCUGCUAUCGGUGACAGCGUGAGCUCUUGGACUAUUCCCAUGGGGCGCCCGAACUAUGUGCAGCUGUUCAAGAAAUGGGAAACGCUGGUAGGCGGACCCUGGGAAGAUGAGUCCGAUAUGGACAUGGCGCGCAAGUUUGCGUUGACGGUAACUGGAGGCGCCUGGACUAAUGAGCCACUUGACUGGAGAGCUUGGAACACCAGAGAUUACUCUCAGCGACCCUGGAACUGGCACUACAUAGUGGACCCGGACGGGCUGACGAAGGGUACCGGUAGCGGUGCAGGCUACAGGCAGAGUCGGCACCUUGACGACGAGCGAACUGACCAGGCUGCAAAAUACGCCAAGGUGCGAGAUGACGCCUGCGAAGGAAGGAGGAUGUUUCUCCUGGAUGAUGGUAAGGGCUUUGGCCUCGGCCCAGAGGAUGUGGAAAUUGGCGAUAGAGUGGUAGUUCUCCCAGGCUGCGACGUGCCCCUGGUCAUUCGGAGGAGGAAUUGGAGGCGUUGGAGGCGAAUCUAUGACACGGAAGACAAAGCAAAGCUCUAUGGAAGCACGUGGAAGGUUGUCAUUAUUGAAGCAUUGGAGUCCCCAGCUAUCAUUCAACUUCUAGUCGCCAUGGGCAAUGCACGUUUGGCAACAGCUCCGCCACAGAUAAAGAAAUAUUUUGAGUAA
Messenger RNA from Purpureocillium lilacinum, 1863 nucleotides. NCBI's taxonomy places the organism in Eukaryota, Fungi, Ascomycota, Sordariomycetes, Hypocreales, Ophiocordycipitaceae. The record is from RefSeq and is a predicted model, not a curated record.